ACAAUGGGCUCUAUCAGUGCAGCAAAUGCAGAAUUUUGUUUUGAUGUAUUCAAAGAGGUGAAAUUUCACCAACCCAACGACAACAUCUUUUAUUGCCCCCUGAGCAUGAUUGCAGCCUUGGCCAUGGUCUAUCUGGGAGCAAGAAAUAACACUGAGUAUCAGAUGGAGAAGGUUCUUCACUUUGACAAAAUUGCAGGACUUGGAAGCAUCCAGACCAAGGUGCAGAAAUCUAAGUGUGGCAAGUCUGUGAAUAUCCACCUACUGUUUAAAGAAAUUCUCUCUGAUAUCACUGCACCAGAAGCCAAUUAUUCACUGCACGUUGCCAGCAGACUCUAUGCUGAAAAGACAAGUCAGAUCCUACCGAUCUACUUAAAAUGUGUGAAGAAGCUGUACAGAUCUGGUCUAGAAAUGGUCAACUUCAAAACAGCAUCAAAUCAAACCAGACAGCGCAUUAAUUCCUGGGUGAAAAAUCAGACAAAUGGACAGAUCCAGGAUUUCCUUGAACCAAGCUCUGUUAAUCCUCAGACUGCGCUGGUCCUUGUGAAUGCCAUUUACUUCAAAGGGAUAUGGAAGACCCCGUUUAAAGAAGAAGACACUCAGGAAGUGCCCUUCAAUGUGACUGAGCAAGAGAGCAGACCCGUGCAAAUGAUGUGUCAGAACAGCACCUUCAGAGUGGCAAGAGUGGCUGAAGACAAAAUUAAGGUCCUGGAGCUUCCGUACGCCAGUGGAGAGCUGAGCCUGUUGGUGCUGCUGCCUGAUGACAUCUCUGGCCUGGCACAGCUUGAGAACAAAAUCAGCUUUGAAAAACUUGCUGAGUGGACCAGUUCCAGAGUGAUGGAAAAGAAGAGAGUAAAAGUGUACCUCCCACGCAUGAAGAUUGGAGAGAAAUAUAACCUCACAUCUGUCCUGACAUCCUUGGGUAUGACUGAGGUGUUCAGCCCCUCGGCCAACCUCUCUGGCAUCUCUUCAGCAGAGAGCCUGAGGGUAUCUGAGGCCAUGCAUGAGGCAUACAUGGAAGUCACUGAAGAGGGCACUGAGGAGGCUGGCUCAGCAGAUGACACAGAAGACAUCCAACAUUCCUCUGAGUUUGAAGAGUUCAGGGCUGACCAUCCGUUUCUUUUCUUGAUCAAACACAAUCCAAGCAACCUGAUCCUCUUCUUUGGUAGAUAUUGUUCUCCCUAA
Vidua macroura (Pin-tailed whydah) is the source of this 1182-nucleotide messenger RNA. Its product is annotated as ovalbumin-related protein X-like. NCBI's taxonomy places the organism in Eukaryota, Metazoa, Chordata, Aves, Passeriformes, Viduidae. The record is from RefSeq and is a predicted model, not a curated record. The coding region runs from base 4 to 1182 and encodes 392 amino acids. The transcript has 7 exons. Gene Ontology annotation, molecular function: serine-type endopeptidase inhibitor activity. Gene Ontology annotation, biological process: negative regulation of endopeptidase activity.